Neltuma alba is the source of this 990-nucleotide messenger RNA. Its product is annotated as replication protein A 32 kDa subunit B. Gene Ontology annotation, cellular component: nucleus; DNA replication factor A complex; site of double-strand break. The transcript has 11 exons. Lineage: Eukaryota; Viridiplantae; Streptophyta; Magnoliopsida; Fabales; Fabaceae. Gene Ontology annotation, biological process: double-strand break repair via homologous recombination; DNA replication; nucleotide-excision repair. Bases 81 to 902 code for a protein of 273 amino acids. Gene Ontology annotation, molecular function: single-stranded DNA binding. The record is from RefSeq and is a predicted model, not a curated record.
GUAGAGAAGUUGAGAAGAAGAACAUGCAGACUUAUGUUAGAAGGAGGAAGCGACAGAAGAUUAAUUAAGCGAGAACAAGCAUGCAUUCGAGCGAGUUCGACGGCGCCGCAGCCUUCUCCGGUGGUGGCUUUAUGCCGUCUCAGGCAACUCAAGGCCAUGAACCUUCCUUCUCCUAUUCCAAGAAUCGUGAUGCUCAAUCAUUGCUUCCUCUGACGGUCAAGCAGAUAAAUGAUGCUUUUCAGUCAAGUGAUGAUAAGUCUAAUAUGAUUAUCGACGGCGUGGAUGUGAAUAAUGUCACUCUUGUAGGAAGGGUGUGCAACAAAGCUGGAAGGAUUACUGAUGUUACAUUUGUACUAGAUGAUGGGACUGGAAGAAUUGAGUGCAGUAAAUGGCUCCAGGAAGAUGUAGACACCAAUGAAGCGGAGGGUCUCAGGGAUGGAAUGUAUGUGCGCUUACAUGGACACUUGAAAGGUUUUCAGGGAAAAAGGACCUUAAACGUAUUCUCUUUUAGGCCUUUGAGCGACUUUAACGAGAUUGCAAGUCACUUCAUCGAUUGUAUAUACGUCCAUCUCUAUAAUACCAGGAUACGGAAUAGUGUGCCGAAUCAGCAAUCUAUGAACAAUUCCUUACCUAUUAAUCCCACAAGAGGUUAUCAAGCUGCCCCUUCAACUCAAUUCUCUGGUCAGCACAACAAUGGUCAGAAAAGUGUUGAAGAUAUGGUCUUGGAUAUCUUGCAUCUUCCCUCGAACAGGGCAAAAGAGGAGGGUGUCUCUCGGGAUCUUAUUGCACAGCAUCUUGGACUUCCUUUGGAUAAGCUCAUGUUAUCCAUAAAAAAUCUUAUUGAGGAAGGCGCCAUAUAUGAAGCUAUAGCUGAUCAUUACAAGUCAAUCAUCAAUGGUUGACAUCUUGUCAACGACUUUGAUCCUUAUCUGAGCCUGUCUGGUAAUGAUUAUCCAUUGGAUAGUUGACUCUGCUUAACCCCGUAUCAUC